Caenorhabditis bovis is the source of this 2010-nucleotide messenger RNA. The record is from the annotation of a GenBank genome assembly. NCBI's taxonomy places the organism in Eukaryota, Metazoa, Nematoda, Chromadorea, Rhabditida, Rhabditidae.
AUGUAUUUUCUGUAUUAUACUCCUUCAUGGGUUCAGUGGAUUUUAUUUGAUGUUACGUCAAUUUGCGCAGGAAUAUGGACAAAUUUGAUUGCGUUUGUUUGGGGAUUUGCUCUUGUCAAUUUCCUUGCAAAACCAAUGAUGAUGUUUGUGCCAACAAGGAUACUUUUGGAAACGAUAGGAAAAAUUGAAGUAUUCUACAACUUAAUGUGGAAUAGAAAAACUCAAAUAAAGUUCACAAUUGUAAUAACAUUAAUUUUAUCGAUACUAAUGUUUGUAUCAAGAGAUGUAGUAAUUGUUAAACAAAAAAUCGUUAAAAUCAGAAAUCUGACUGCUGAAAAUGAACAUUUGAGAUUGGUUGUUUUGUCUGAUUUACAUGUGGGAGGAAGUGUUUAUCAACAUCAGAUAGAGAAAAUAGUUCAAAAAGUGUUAAAAACCAACGCAGACGCUGUAUUGAUAAUAGGAGACAUGGUUGAUGGUGAAUUGUCAGAUUUAAAAGAACGUGUCAGUCCGAUAAUCGAAAUAGCAGACAAGUUUCCGACAUUCUUUGUAACCGGAAAUCACGAUUAUUAUUAUGGAGAUGUUCGAGAAUGGAUUGAUUAUUACCGUCGGAAUAAUAUAAAAGUUCUAGAAAACGACGCCACUAUUUUGAAAGGAGUUUGCUUAGCUGGUGUAAAUGACAUUUCAAGCGGGAAAGAUGGAAUUCCAGAUCAUUCCAUGAAUGUUUCGAUGGCGUUGAGAAAAUGUUCAAGUUCUAACACUCGAAUAGUCAUGGCUCACAAUCCAGCAUCGGUCAAAGAUUUUGCAAAAAGUGAUUUGCAGACGAUCGAUCUUGUUCUUUCAGGACAUACACACGCUGGACAAUUCUAUGUGGUCAUUCCUGUUGUAUACUGGCUUCUUCCAUAUUUUUACGGGUUAUACGAUCUCUCACCCUAUACUCAACUAAUGGUCUCAGCGGGAACAUUAUAUCAAGGACCUCCAAUGAAAAUGAUUGGAAUGGUUUAUCGACGAUCGAAUAAGUUGAGAAUGUCGAUUCUUGCAGAGCCUCGCCGAAAACAAAGAAUAAGUAUCGAUCCGCAGAAUUUAACCUGGAAAAAUGACGAUCAAAAAUUUUCGAAAAAACUUAUGGAAAAGAUGGGUUGGAGUGAAGGUGAUGGAUUAGGAAGAAAUCGACAAGGAAAUUCAGAAGCAAUCAAGCUGAAGGCGAAUUAUUCAGGAAAAGGUCUCGGAGCAGACAAAAUGUCGGAUUAUGAUUCAACGUGGAUUUCUCAUCAUGAUGAUUUUGCUGACUUACUUGCUGCGUUGAACAAAUCAAAACAGCUGGUGAGUCACGAGCCAUCACAAACAGAAGAAGAAAAAGAGAAAACGGCGGAGAAAAUUUCGAUCGAAUUAAAAAGUAAAUCUGUGCGUCGACGAAUUCAUUAUCAAAAGUUCACUCGAGCUAAGGAUACUACCAACUAUACGGAAAAUGAUAAGGCAGGAAUUUUUGGAUUCGGGAGACUGAAGUCCGAUAAGAAGAAGAAUGAUGCUCCAGAAGAACCUGCGAAAAUCGACAAUAAUAUUGCAGAGACGACUGAUGAGGACAAGAAGGAAGCCACUUGUCAUACUGUUAGUACUCUUUCUGUUGGUGAUUAUUUCGCGGCGAAAAUGGCUGCAUUGAAGGCGAAACGGGAAGCUGCUGCGUCUGAAAAUGUUGAAGUCAAACAGGAAAUUAAAGAAGAAGUUAUUGAUGACGAAGAAAAAGCUAGAAGAAAGGCUGAAAAGAAGGAACGAAAACGUUUGAGAAGAGAACAAAGGGAGAAGGAAUUGCUGGAAUCUCAAGAGAAGGAAAAUGAUGAUGAGGAGAAGAUCAAGGAAGAAUCGCUAGAUGAGGAAAUUGAUGAAGCAGAAAGAAAACGUUUGAAAAAGGAAAAGAAAAGGUUGAAACGACUUCACGAACAACAGAAGGCAAAAGAGCAGGAACAGGAAGAAUUGGAUGCUAAUAUUCCGAAGAAAAAGAAGAAAUAUGCCUAA